AUGACUGAGGAGUGGAUUUGUUUGUUUGUUUUUUACAUUAACACAUUUUUUUCUGUGUGUUUACAGGUGGGGUGUGAGUGGGUUUGGUUGGAUUCUAGACAAGACAAUCCUGAUGACUCUGAGUUGAGCAAUGACUGCAGGUCCCUCUUCAGCUCUUUGGACUCCAGUCUGGAUCUUGAUGUGGGCAGCUGGAAGGACACUGAGGAUGCAGAUGCAGAUGAGCUGGAGGGAAACAGCCCAGAGAAAGAAUCUAGUGAGCUUCUUGUGGAAGAUGUCGAGAGUGAAGAACCUCAGGAAGAGGCGGAACAGGACACAUCCCAGAACGUUCUCCACCACCUCUCUGAGGGGGAAGCUCAGCAAGUCUCAAAAGAGGACGAUCGAGGUGAAGGGUCGGCUUCAGAUGGAGAAGACACGCCCCCUUUAGGUGAGGGCCGUGACGGCAUCCGAGUUCAGGAAGCGCCCCUCGUGACUAUCCUUUACAACUGUACUAACUCCUCACAACUGAGUGACCUAAGCCAAGGUGAUCCUAUUCAGGAUCAUUUCCUAUUUAAGAAGACUCUUUUGCAAGUCUGGAAGAUGAUUGCCAGUCACAGGUUUAGCAGCCCAUUUCUGAAACCUGUGUCAGAAAAGCAGGCCCCAGGAUACAAGGAUGUGGUGAAAAGACCCAUGGACUUAACAACCCUGAAGAGGAAUCUGUCUAAGGGACGCAUCCACACCAUGGCUGAAUUCCAGCGGGAUCUGAUGCUGAUGUUCCAAAAUGCUGUGAUGUACAACGACUCCAAUCAUCACAUAUACCACAUGGCUGUGGAGAUGCAGCGGGAAGUCUUGGAGCAGAUCCAGGUACUGAGCACUUGGCUGGACAAAAGGAAGGACUUGAGUCUGCAGUGAGCGCCAGCUGAUCCAGUGGAUGAAGGAAGCAGGCUUGUCAGCCUGGAACUAUAAGUCUGAUUCUUCCUCAA
Messenger RNA from Arvicanthis niloticus (Nile rat), 959 nucleotides. The record is from RefSeq and is a predicted model, not a curated record. NCBI's taxonomy places the organism in Eukaryota, Metazoa, Chordata, Mammalia, Rodentia, Muridae.